Strongylocentrotus purpuratus (purple sea urchin) is the source of this 1710-nucleotide messenger RNA. RefSeq names its product alpha-N-acetylgalactosaminide alpha-2,6-sialyltransferase 5-like. Lineage: Eukaryota; Metazoa; Echinodermata; Echinoidea; Camarodonta; Strongylocentrotidae. Gene Ontology annotation, molecular function: sialyltransferase activity. The record is from RefSeq and is a predicted model, not a curated record. The coding region runs from base 871 to 1710 and encodes 279 amino acids. The transcript has 6 exons.
ACAUUGUACCUGCAAACAUUGUAGUGUCUAUACGCGCAUGCAGAUCGAGUUCAUUCCUCAUUCUGCACAUCGAUGUCUUGGAAGAAUUGUGUCAUCUACACAGACUCGCCCGUGUGCUAAUUUUCGAUAGACAACUCAAUUGUCAUCGCCUUUGGCGUAUUUCCCACUUGUUACCUGGUUUAUAUCAGCAGCGGGAUUGUAUUCGCCGGCAUGUCUUAGAUGUAGCGACAACGUAGUCACUUUCCACGGCGACACAUCGCAGAGAAACUUCGAAGUUCGACCUCGUUCAAUAGAAGCUCUUUUUAUUUCGAGACGGUCUAAUAGUUGGAUAAUUAUUUCGGAUGAUUUUGAUUCUGCUUUCUCAGUCUACAUUGCUACUUUUGUUUAGGAUAUGUUCGCCUAUUUAAGAAAAGCCGUCGCCAGCAAAAUGCGUCUUUGUAAUAUAAUGGUGAUCCGUGACGCCACACUCCUCGUCAUCUGCUGGUACUCCCUCGUCGUCUCCCUCUGCAUGCUCUACGUGCUCCACACCCACUCCGACACCAUCGAGACAAACAGGGUCUCGAACCAUGUAGCCAAGGCGCGCUCCGAUAACUCCGAUCCACAGGACCAAUCUGGCUGGAUGCGGGUGGACUUCGUUAACGCCAACACGAAGCCGGCGAUGGCGAGACGACGACGGUCGAACCAGAGGUCAUCAUCGUCACGGCGAACGCGACGGAUGAUACGCCGAAGGGACAUCCAGGUUACACGUUGUUGGAUAAAGACACGCCGCUGAAUCUCCGUUGCAACCGGUGUUCACUUGUAUCAAGCUCGGGCCAGCUCCUCAACAGCGGCGCCGGAGCCGACAUCGACAACGCCGACUGCGUCCUUCGGAUGAACAGCGCCCCGGUCAGGGGCUACGAGGAGGACGUCGGCCUCCACACCGACGUCCGGGUCAUAGGCCACGUGAAUCUAGCGAGGGGAUUACAGACGAGCAAGAAGUUGAUCGACGAGAUCCUGGUCGACCCUGCGACUAGGACCGGCAUCGUGGUCGUUCCCUGGCUCUACCAGGAGAAGAUCAACAAGACAAACAAUGCGGUCUACCAGGCGGCCAGGAAAAUGACUGCCAAGUACCCGCACGUCAAGUUCUAUUUCUUGACUCCAGAGAAAAUCAAUGAGACCGAGGACAGGUUCCUAAUCGAGACAGGUGUUAGCUUAACUGAUGCCAAGACAUGGCUAAGUACUGGUUUCGUUGCCAUGUUGUUCGCCCUGGAUGUCUGCAACAGGAUAGACGUGUACGGUCUGUCAAAUGUCGAGUAUUGCUCGAGGCACCCAAACUCCUCUUCUUCAUAUCACUACUACGAACCAGGGGUUCAAAGAGAGUGUGAAUACUACCAAUGGAGCGAGACGCAGAUGAACAAAGGACACAAAUUCAUGACGGAGAAGGCCGUCUUUGCCCGCUGGUCGCUCGGCUACAACAUCCACUUCCAUUACCCCUCCUGGCGAGCCACUAUCCGAAACGUCACCGCCGAACUGGAGACACCGUUCCUGCAACUCUACAAAGAAGCCCUGAAGAGCGGCACACUGGAACAUAUACGCAAGGCAGCGCGGCACGUACGAGUCGUACGGCGCGUCAAAGUAAUACGACGAUACGCACGGGUACCGGUACCGCCGAACAACAUGGGUGUCGGUCCUUACGUAAUACCUAUUGUUCAGGGUGGGAUGAAUAUAUAG